AAACCGCGUCCAAUUGAAGCUACAGUGAAACGGUGCAGCCCAAAUCAGCGGGAAAGCCAGAGAGAAGAGGAUAAAGAAAGCCACAGAGAUACAAGGUUCGACCUCCCUUAUUCGUUCUCUCUUUCCCCUGAAACCCUAAUCUUCCAGUACGGUGGUGAUUUCUUUGAUUGGGCGUGGCGUUGAAUGGAGAAUAGAGGAGUUAGCAACAUCUGGGGACUCCUCUCUCUAAAUCGUUUCGUUAUCCGACCCUUUGUUGACUGAGGAUUCCUUGGAGUUGAGAAACUCAUUCUUGAUGGAAUGUACGGUGUGUCUACAGCUCCUUUGAUUUUAAGUUCUUGUUGCCUUGCGUGUCUAUAGCUCCUUUGAUUUUAAGUUCUUGUUGCCUUGUGAUUGAUCAUCUGUUUGAUUUUUCUAUUAAAUUCUCUCUUAUGUUUUAUUCAAUCAUCUGCAUAUCUGAUCCUGGAUGGUAAUGAGGCAAAGGUGCCUUAGUGGGUUUUGGUCUAGAGUUUAUUGAAUUAACAACCCUGAUGUAAAACAUAGAAUUUUUCUAGUCCGAGGGUAAUUUGUGGUGUUGGUUUGAGCCUUGGUUUUGUGGAAUUGACAAAACCUUGAUCUGAACCACAAAAGUUUCUAUUUUGAGGUUACAACGUGAUGUUUUUUGGCAUGAAACUAAUCAGGCAAGUCCCAGAUUAGUGCUUUCCUUGAGUUUGGGCAAAUUUUCAUAUUUUUUCUGGGCCCCUGGAAUUAAUUUUGGGGUCAGCUUAUCAGCAAACCUUGACUGCUAAGAUCAUAUGGUGGUUGCCUUUUAAGUAACAAGGCUACUAUUAUUAGAUGCUUUAGAAUUUGAUUUGGGGCUAUGAGAGAACAUUGAUGGGCAUGUAAGGUGCAGUUAGGUUUUCUUGGAAACAUAUGGCUUUUAUAUAGCAUUAGUAGUUCCUAGUGGUAAAAUAUCUCAUGAAAUAUAUGGCUGCUGGCUACUAAGAUUAAGUAGCUCCUAGUAGUAAAAUGCUUGUUGCUCACUCAUAAGGCUACUGGCUACCAAGAAGAAAUAGCUCCUGGUAUUAAAAUGAUUGUUGCUCACUCAAAAGGCUAAUGUCUAAGAAGUAGCUCCUAGUAGUACAGUGCUCAUUCCUAUCUCAUAAGGCUACUGGCUACUGAGAAGAAAUAGCUCCUAGUGGUAAAAUACUUGUUGCUCACUUAUAAGGCUACUAACUAAGAAGAAGUUGCUCCUAAUAGUAAAACAUGAUUGGUCGCCAUAAUAUCAAUGGCUACUGGCUACUUAGAAGAGGCAGUUAUUAGUGGUAAAAUGCUUGUUCCUCAUUCAUAAGACUACUGGCUACUAAGAGUAGUUCCUAGUAGUAAAAUAUUAUUGGUUGCCCAUAAAAUACUUGGCUACUGGCUACUAAGAAAAAGUAGCUCCUAGUAGUAAAAUGUUGUUGGUUGCCCCUGAAAUAUAUUGGCUAUUGGCUACUAGGAAUAAGUAUUGUGUUGGGUUUCAAUUUAUUCCUUCCUUUUACUCUUUUAGUGGAGAAUUGUUGAUGGAGAUGGAUGGUCAAUAACUGUGUCUACUUAGCAUUCUUAUGUUUCUGGGCAGACAUCUUGUCAAUAAUAGUGUAGAUCGUUUCACAAAGAUAUGAAAGGUGAAUUUUUCUGUAUAAUGAAGCCACUUAAAUUGUUGUGACAGGGAGUAAGAACUUGUCUCUGAACUCUAAUGGAUCUUGAGAUAUAAAAAUUCUGAAGGAAGGUUCCCCUUACCUUUCUAGUUGUUUUGCUGAAAUUGACGUUGCUUUGUUGCUAAAAGGCUGAAAUAAUGACUGCUUGUAAUUAUGUUUCCAGGAGGGUAAUCCUUCUGAUCCCACAACUUCCUGAAUCCUGGUUCUUGCUAAUUAAGCUUGUUGGCAGCUUUGUCUUAUGGUUUUCUUUCUCAAUUUAAAUAAAAAAUGAAUUUUGUGAUCUUUUUGAAUCCUGUUAAUUAAUGCUUCAAUUUCAGUGUCUUAAGUGUUAGUAUCCUUCUAGAAUUAUUUGACUGUUAAUGGUGAAAGCUUGAAAGACAUUGAUCAAAGUUGGUGCUCGGAUAGUCUUCCUAAGAAACAACAGUACAUUUAUCAGAGAGACACCAAGUGUUCCUUAAAUGAAAACAAUGACACCAAAUAUUCCUUAAAUGAAAACAAUGGAUGGAUGGAUUUCAUGCCUACAUAUAUUUUGUGCUGAGCCUGUCUUCCUUCCAAACAAUAUCUUGCAAUCAAUUCAUUUUUACCUGAUCUUGCAGAUCCUUGACGCAUUUUCAAAUUGUGUUUUAUCUCCAAAUAAAGAAUCUACAGUUGUCCUAUUCUUCCUGGUUACUGGAGUAAGCAUUUUCUUCACUGUAAAUGUGCAUGGAUGACAGUGGUGACCAUGCAUCAGCCCCUCUUGCUAGCUUUCUCUAUGGUAGUUUGUACAUGUUUAGAUGCUUUCAUUUAUUUGCUCUGUCUUCUUCUCUUGGCAACUGUUUUGGGGGUGAUCCUGCAUAAUGACAGUACAAUUGGAAAAUUGUUAUUUGUAACAUUCCUGUAGCAUUUGUAGGUUCAAAUGAAGAAAAAUUACCAAAAUAGCUGACUCUAUCAAUUUAUAAGGGAGCAAAACUGUGUUUUAAGUUUAUUGAUCAAAUUUAUGUUCUGCAUUUCACCUUUUUUUUUUAUUAGUUAUGUUUCCUCUAUUUAAUAUAGGUGGUGGUCAUCUUGUCAAAAAAGUUAAAAAGUUUGACAAAGUCAUGCAGUGAACAUUCUAUCAAGCAUGAUAAUGUUUCUCUUCAGGAUGAAAUAUUUUCUGUCAACAGAUUGGCUUGCUGGGGGAUUAACAUUCUUCUCCUUUCAUGAUUUUGAGACUGAUGGAGGAUGUCAUACAAGGUUUAGAACGAGAAAGGCCUACAGUUGGACUGUUGCAAGAAUAUAAAGGACACACUUGCAAGUCAUUCAAAAUGGAUUGCUGCCUUACCAAUACUGAUUCCCACUUAACUGGUGGAUCUGAGGAUGGUUCUGUGGUGUUGUUUUCUUCUGGGAUUUGGUUGAUGCAUCUGUGGUGUCUAAAUUCCAAGCCCAUGUGUCACUGGAAUGGAUGGGUUCUCUUUACAAGAUUGGUGCGAAAACCCAACCAAAUGUUUAAAG
This is a messenger RNA of Rubroshorea leprosula, 3143 nucleotides long. The record is from the annotation of a GenBank genome assembly. Lineage: Eukaryota; Viridiplantae; Streptophyta; Magnoliopsida; Malvales; Dipterocarpaceae.